AGGCCUAUCGAUUCUUAUCGAAUCGCAACGCUACAGAUGACGCACGAAGAGAACAAAGAUGGCGAUCCCGAGCACACGAAAAUUAAAACGAGCUGAAUGAUAAAUAAAGAAUUUUUUACCUAUAGUUGAAAUUCGCAUAAGCGCAGUGAACUAAAUUAGUUAAUAGAAGUGUCAUGCAUAUUUGCAAUGUGUAAACGAAGAGUUUAUCGCAAAACGUUUUACUUUAUCUGUGCAUUUUGAUAUAAUCCCAAAACACAUAAUCUUGCUACUAGUUGAAGUCGACUGGACGACAUUACAAAAAAAAUUGGGUAAACUUAUCAAACGCUAUUGAAAACACAAGGAUUCUCGGUAUUAAUACGAAAGAGAUAUGUAUAUGUAAUAUAUACGCUGCUGGUGGCUCAACGUCAACACUCGCUGCAACAAAAGGAAUUGCAUACAUAUAAUUAACAGUGGAUAUUAGGAUAUAUUGCUGAAAUGGCGACCAGUGACGAUGAGCCGAUGCACUUGUAUGAGGUGUUCCAGAACUGCUUCAACAAGAUAGCCAACAAGCAACCCACGGGGACGGUUGGCGCGGAUCGCGGCGGCGGCGGUGGCUACCACUCGCCGUACGGCAGCCUGGGCGUGGAAAAUGGCAUGUACCCCAGUGACUUCAACUCGAUGCACGAUGCCGUGAACGGCGGCAAUAACCGAUAUGCCAACGCCUCGACCGUCGAUCAGUAUUUCGAUUCAGCUGCCGCUGGCAGCGGAGGGGCAUGGUGUCAGCCGCAGAUGGGCAGCGCCAAUAGCUACAUGGGCCAGACGGCGUACCAGAAUAACGGCCCGCUCUCUGGCCACUCCAUAGACCAGCAGCAGCAGGUGCAUCAGGCGGACGGACUGGGAAUGGGCGGAGGUGGCGGUGGCGGCGUCGGCGCCGAUGGUAUGCACUGCCCGGUAACCACGGGCCUGCCGCCGAUCAGCUCUUUUCGUGCCACCUCCGGUGGAAUUGGAGGACCUGGUGCCGGGCAGCAGGCACCAGUGAACGUUAAUGUGAAUCCCCCAGCCGUGUUCAACUCUCCGCAGGCCCACAACCAUAACCACACAGUACAAGCACAGCACAGUGCACUGUCCACGGCUGGACCGCUUGGCCAUCACUCGCUCAACCACACGCCGCACGCACAUUCCCACACACUCCCGCUCCCGCACGCCCUGCCCCAUGGCCAUCCCCUUCCACACCCCCACCACAGUCAGCAGAACAGUCCUGCCGUGCAGAGUUCGGAUGCGUUCAGUGGUGCCGGGGCCAGUGUGAAGGUGGCCGGAGCUGGUAAUUCCUCGGCAGCGGCACUGCGGCAACAGAUGUACAUGCCGGCGGAUCAAAGUAUUAGUAGUUUCGGCUCGAACCCCUCCACGCCCGUCAACUCGCCUCCGCCGCUGACCCAGUCGGUGGUGGGCGGCGGAGAGCCGUCCGUGUCCGGCGGCGCUGGUUGGGGUCACUCGGUGCUAAAUGGCGGACCCAGCUCGAGCUACGCCAGCGAAAUGGUUCCUGUGUCCAGCUUGCACACCAUGGCCUCGGUGUUCCAAGGCGUUCGCAUGGAGGAGCGAUUGGACGAUGCCCUGAACGUGCUGCGGAAUCACUGCGAGCCCGAGAUGCUGGCCGGCGUAAAUCAGUCGCUUGCCUCGAUCGACAACAUUGAUGCGCUAACCUCGUUUGUGCCCAACUCACCAUCGCAUCUGGGAAGCGGUGGGAACUCUGGCUCGGUCAGCAACACGUCCAAUGCAGCACUGGUGCACGAGGUUCUGGCCUUGGGCGCUGCUGCCGCCGGGACAUCCGGCCAAUCGGUGGGCGGGGCAGGAAGCCUGGCCAGUCUGAAACUCGAUCGCAGUGCGUCCACGUCCUUGCCUAAGCAAACGAAAAAGCGGAAAGAGCACACAGCCAUUAGCAAUUCGGUUCCGGCAGGAGUGUCCACCACCUCGAGUUUGACCAGCCUUGACAUUUCGGACACGAAGCCGACCAGCUCCAUUGAAUCGUCGAAUUCGGGACUGCAGCAGCAUUCGCAGGGGAAGGGAACGAAAAGACCGAGACGCUACUGCUCCUCGGCGGACGAGGAUGACGACGCCGAGCCGGCAGUGAAGGCCAUUCGCGAGAAGGAGCGGCGGCAGGCAAAUAACGCACGCGAACGUAUCCGCAUUCGGGAUAUAAACGAGGCGCUGAAGGAGCUGGGCCGCAUGUGCAUGACGCACCUGAAGUCCGACAAGCCACAGACGAAGUUGGGGAUCCUAAACAUGGCCGUCGAGGUAAUCAUGACGCUGGAACAGCAGGUACGGGAGCGCAACCUGAAUCCCAAGGCGGCGUGCCUAAAGCGGCGCGAGGAAGAGAAGGCCGAGGAUGGUCCCAAGCUAAGUGCCCAGCAUCAUAUGAUACCGCAGCCGCAGCAGGUGGGAGGCACGCCUGGCAGCAGCUACCACAGCCAGCCAGCGCAACUUGUGCCGCCAUCUUCGCAGACCAUCAGCACCAUGACCAUAUCCCUACCCGUCAACCAGGCCAACAACGGCCUGCCACCCCACUUGCAGCAACAGCAGCAGCAACAAUCACAGCUCGGACACGCCCAGCUUCCGCAAUAGCAUGCACCACCCAGGAAUCCCUUCUGGAAAUCGUCGUCGUCCCUCUCUUCCAUAAAAACCGAAUGUAUUGAAGGCUCCACGGCCAAGUACUCAGAUAACUUGGAAAUGGAGAAUCAGGUUUUAAGCAAUAUGUUCUGGCGUUGUCGUCCUCCCAAAUUGCAACCACAACCCCUACAAAAUGUACAACACUUUUAACACACAACAAAAGUAAAUGAGAAGAAAACACACACAAAAAAUGAAGAAAAAACGAAAACAAACGCCCAAAUGAUUGCCAAUCCACACACAGAAUUGCUCUUUUUAAAACGAUUGUAUAUAGCUGUUCCAUUACGUUUAACCUGGGAAGAUCUUUUUCGUUUUUUAGAAUGUUUGAUUUAAUAAUUAUUUGUUUUAUUUUGUGCGAUAUCACCGUAGCCAUAUUUUUUAUAUACAAUUACAUGCAUACAUAACGACAUAAUUAAGUGAAAAUAGUUUUAUAAUAAAAAAAAACACAACACAUAGACUUACUUCUAUAUAUUCCCGAGAGCUAAGGAAUAAAUAUGUCCAUAUUAAUAUUUUAUAUUGCGUUACAAUGUUCUUCUUAUGUGAUUACAGAGAAUAUUUGCACAUUGCGGUAACCACGGAAUUAAUCGUUAUCUAAGAUUAGCUGGUAAUUGUUGUAGUAUCUUAAGGCUUCAAAGAGACACGUUCACGUGUUGUAUCAUUUAAUUAAUUAUAUAUUUUCGCGCUAGGGUAGGGCAAUCGGAAUUAAGCGUGUGAUGCCAUUAUAAUCUUAACUGAAAUUGAAGAGUGAAGCCAACUUGAUUUCCCCGAAUGUGUGCUUUAUUUUACAGUGACAGCGCUUAAACUUAACAGCAGACUCGUUAAGGCACUGAAUUCUUAUAUAUUACAUAAAGUGACUCGAAAACUUUCUCGGUGAUUUUCAGUCCAACUUUGCCAAUCAUUUCUUAGCUUUCGUAUGUGUUUUACACCGCUUACGUACUUCAUUGAAACAAUUUACCUGUACAAUCUUUAGACUUGACUUCUUUGAUUUCGUUAUGAAUAAAUGGUAUAAUGUAAUGUUUAUACCUAAUAAUA
Messenger RNA from Drosophila erecta, 3672 nucleotides. RefSeq names its product protein daughterless (gene da). Lineage: Eukaryota; Metazoa; Arthropoda; Insecta; Diptera; Drosophilidae. The coding region runs from base 475 to 2598 and encodes 707 amino acids. The transcript is spliced from 2 exons. Gene Ontology annotation, biological process: regulation of transcription by RNA polymerase II. Gene Ontology annotation, cellular component: transcription regulator complex. The record is from RefSeq and is a predicted model, not a curated record. Gene Ontology annotation, molecular function: DNA-binding transcription factor activity, RNA polymerase II-specific; RNA polymerase II cis-regulatory region sequence-specific DNA binding; protein dimerization activity.